UUCGCUCCCGCCCCCGCCGGGAGUCCGACGUGGAAGUUGCUGGCGGACCGGACUUCCAAGGGAUUCGCUUGGGAGCCGAAGGCGGACCCGGAGGCCAAGGCGAGCAGAGGUGGAGGCGCCGAGGCCCGAAUAGGAGUAGCUGCCGUGGCCGGGGCCUGUCUCUGACCAUCGACAAGGGCGGACAGGCGGUUCACCAUGGGUGGGUUUUUCUCAAGUAUUUUUUCCAGUCUGUUUGGAACCCGGGAAAUGAGGAUUUUAAUUUUGGGAUUAGAUGGAGCAGGAAAAACUACAAUUUUAUACAGAUUACAGGUUGGAGAAGUCGUUACUACUAUUCCUACUAUUGGAUUCAAUGUUGAGACGGUAACAUACAAGAACCUUAAAUUCCAAGUUUGGGAUUUAGGAGGACAGACAAGUAUCAGGCCAUACUGGAGAUGUUAUUAUUCAAACACAGAUGCAGUCAUUUAUGUGGUAGACAGUUGUGACCGAGAUCGAAUUGGCAUUUCCAAAUCAGAGUUAGUUGCUAUGUUGGAGGAAGAAGAGCUGAGAAAAGCCAUUUUAGUGGUGUUUGCAAAUAAGCAGGACAUGGAACAGGCCAUGACUCCCUCAGAGAUGGCAAAUUCACUUGGGUUACCCGCACUGAAGGACCGAAAAUGGCAAAUAUUCAAAACUUCAGCAACCAAAGGCACUGGCCUUGAUGAGGCAAUGGAAUGGUUAGUUGAAACAUUAAAGAGCAGACAGUAGUUCAGUCACUUCUACCCCUGUGAAAUGAAGACUACAUCCUAUAUCCCUUUGGAAAGAAACAGUUAAGUGGGUUUCAUGCUACUAAAUGUUAAAACUGUGUGAUUGUUGGCAUAUACUGAACUGAAUGCAAUAUUUGUAAUAAAUAUAAAAAAUAAGUAUUUGGUUGGAAGGGUAACUCACCCAUGAUUGAACCAACUGAAUGUCUGUUCUGUGUAAUGUAAAAUCCUCCCUUGCUUUCUUGUGUUAAGUAUAUAUUCUAUUUGUAUGGAAUUCUUAUUCAAAUAGAGUCCUAUUAAAGAAUGUACUCUUUACUGAGGAAAAACCCUCCUAUUUUUGAAUUAGUAGUUGCAGCUUGUUUGUAUAAACACUAAUAAAUAUCUUAACCCCGAUUUUUUCCACUAAAAUGAAUUAAGUUCUUCCAAAGAUUAGCCUUAGUAGAGUAGGGACAUGGUUGGGUAACAGAGUCUUCAUUUGGUUAAUGACCACUUUAAGCUGUUUUGUUUAAAAGCUUUUGGGUAUAGGCAUGAAGCUGAAAAAUUAUCUUGGUGGUUAACCUCAUUGAUGUCUGUAAUUGUCAUUUUAUAGUACUUGUAUGGUUGCCCCAGAAUUUUCAUAUAUAUAGGAACCCUGUGAUAGAGGUAGGACAGGUUGUAAUGUCUUUAUUUUAUGGACAUGGACCCAAGGUUCUGAUUAGUUGUCUUGCACAGAGUCACCAGCUAGUGAGGUCAGAACAGGGCUCAAGGUGAGAUUUCGGUGUCAAGCUUAUCCCAUAAGCUGUGUAAUUCCUGAAACUCAAUACUGGCAAGAUAGACAUCCUUAAUUGCCUACAUAAAAUUAUGCUAAUUGAAGUAGACACGGUAUAUUCAAAAUAAUUUCCGUAAAUUUGUCUAUACUAGUAGAGGUAGUAAAAACAAUCCUAAAGGGCUAUAUUUGAUGGAAUCCACAACAUAUUAAAGGAAAUUUUAAAAAAACCUAUUUUAAGAAGCACUGUAAGAGGUAUCUUUAUUGUCUUUCAUUUCUUUUAUUUAUCUGUAAUUGGACAUGUAAAUUUGAAAAGCCAAACAUUAUUGGUUGUACAGGGAGAAACUGAGCAUUCUUGGCUUUAAAAAAUAGACUUAGUGCUAGGAUAUCAAAAACAGUUACGUUCAAAGGAACUUUUCAAAGUAUCCAGUCUACCACACGAUUGGCUAUGGUGUGACAGAAUAUGGUCCCUUGUAUUUACUUAAACUGGGGGGAAUCUUUAAGUUGGACAACCAGCAUUUAAAAAACUUGAUGCCCCUCAUACUAGUGGCCCAUUCCCUGUUCCUGCUACUGCCUUUCUGGAGGCCUUUAGCCUCUUUGCUUCAUAGUUUAAUCAUUUAGAUCAAAGGAAUGUGGCUUUCUCUUUUCACCUACAGGACUUCAAUGUUUUUACCCAUUCCCCAGCACCCAUUCUUAAUUUGGUUUCUGAAGUCUAUUUUGAAGAACAGGUUAUAAGCCCAGUUGUUCUCAGUGCUGCUCCUAUGGUUAUGGCACAUUGUGGCACCUUAGAGUAUAUGCAUGGUUGAAAUAGUAGGUUAUAUGCCAGCUAGGAAAAUACCUCUUCAGCUUCUCUUGGGUUCCUUUCUGGUCAGUGGCUGGGUUUGUACCUAAGUAGCUCAGUACAUCCCUCCCAGCCUGCCCACUUUAGGAAUACUGUUGAGAGGUAUGGGAGAAGAGAGGCCCUGGCAGGCAGAUGCUGGGCAGUAGAUAGCUCUUGGCAUCUUGAACACUGAGCACACCUGAAGUAAUAGCCAAACCACCACGUGAAUGAUCAUUAUCUCUGUUUUAUCACAGAGACUAGAAUGUGGUAAAUAGAGCAUAUACUGAUUUUAAUAUGGUAUAAAUUAUGAGGUCCUUGUCUAGCAGAAAAUGACUAAUAGGUAAAUUACAGGAGUUUGAAUGAUAUAAAAAUCUACUGAAUAUUAUUUUGGAGAACGAUGAAAAUGGGCAAAGCACCAAACUUAAAAUCUGAACGCAUGAGUUCUAGGCACAAAUGGCCAUUCCUUCAGUUUGUUUGUCUGUUUUUCCAUAAAACAAGAGACUUGGACAAAUCAUAUCAAAGAUUUCUUUUAGCUUUGAUAUACUGUUUAUAACCCUGGUUGGUAAUUGUGCUGUGUUAUGUGUUCACAUUUGAAAAAGGAGUGGUGGAAUUUUGUAACUAGAAUACUUGAGAUGCACUUUAAGUUGUGGAAAUGUAAGCUCCUUGAGGGUAGGGACCAUACCUUAUUUAUUGUUAGUGUCCCUUGCAUCUAGUGUGGUAUAUACUCGGCAUACAGUAGGCACUAAAUAAAUAUUUACUAAAUUGUUCUUAAUA
Molecule: messenger RNA, 3076 nt
Organism: Neogale vison (American mink)
Lineage: Eukaryota; Metazoa; Chordata; Mammalia; Carnivora; Mustelidae
Gene: ARL1
Product: ADP ribosylation factor like GTPase 1
Exons: 6
Coding region: 196-741 (181 amino acids)
Biological process (GO): intracellular protein transport; vesicle-mediated transport
Cellular component (GO): cytoplasm; Golgi apparatus
Molecular function (GO): GTPase activity; GTP binding
Source: RefSeq, a predicted model, not a curated record